AUGGCUGAUACAGUAGUUAGUUCUCAAUUACAACAACAGCCUGCGUCAAAUGGAGGUUCAAUAAUGUCUAAUUUACAACAGCAGCCUCAAAAUAAUGGCUUUGCUGAAAAUAGUUCAAUUAAUAAUACUAAUAACAACGCGAACAAUACUAAUCCAGUUAAUGCACAACAAAUGUCAACGGAACUAAAGCAAUUAGAUUUGAAUCAGAUGAACUCGUCAAAUAUUAAUGUUAAUGAUUUAGAACCCGAACAAUUUCGUAAAGUGUUUAUUGGUAGUUUAUCAUAUCGUAUGGAAGAUUCGGCAUUCAGAGACUAUUUUACUAAAUUUGGUGAUGUAUUAGAUUGUAUAAUUAUGCGUGACCGUGAUGGUCGUAGUCGUGGAUUUGGCUUUGUUACGUACUCCCAAUCAUCGAUGGUCGAUAAUUUAAUGCGUCAUCGGCCACAUGUGUUAGAUAAUCGUGAGAUUGAACCAAAACGAGCUGUACCACGAGAAGAAAGUUCAAAACCCGAAAUGCAAACGACAGCAAAAAAAUUGUAUUUAGGGGGUGUACGUGAACCAUUGCAAGAACAAGAUUUAAAAGAUUACUUUUCAAAAUAUGGAAAUAUCGUCGAUUGUGUGGUGAUGAAAGACAAAGAUGGCAAACAUCGUGGUUUUGAUGUACAAAAGGCAUUACCAAAAGAUCAAUCAGGCAGAAAUAAUCCACGCGGUGGUGGAGGCUACGGUGGAAAUAGACGAGGAAAUAUGGGUGGAAAUCAAGGUCCAAAUCGUGGAAAUAUGGGCGGUGAUAAUCAAGGAAAUUAUGGAGGAAAUAUGGGUGGUGGAGGUGGCUUUACGAACUUCGGUGGAUCGAAUAUGGGUAAUGAUGGAUUUGGUGCAUUUGGACCACAAGGAGGCAAUAAUUUUGGCGGUCCCCCACAACAGGGUGGUUUUGGGCAAGGAUAUGGACAAGGUCAAGGCGGUGGACCAAUGAGAGGACGAGGAGGGCCAAGAGGAGGCGGUGGACCAUAUGGAGGUGGAAAUAGAGGUGGUAGAGGAGGUCAAGGACGUGGCGGUAGUGGUGGACGGGGAGGACGUGGAGGACUAUAA
This is a messenger RNA of Didymodactylos carnosus, 1086 nucleotides long. The record is from the annotation of a GenBank genome assembly. NCBI's taxonomy places the organism in Eukaryota, Metazoa, Rotifera, Eurotatoria, Philodinida, Philodinidae.